AUGUCCGCCGCCGCCGCAGUCUUCCGCGCCAGCAACACCGCUCUCAUUACCGGAGCUGGAUCAGGUGUUGGCCUCGCGGUAGCAAAACUAUGCGCAUCCCAUUCGAUGAACCUCAUCCUGGUGGACCGCGACGAUAGCAAGCUGAAGGAGGCCAAAUCUUCCAUCUCUUCCAAGGGCACCGUGGACACACAUAGCAUGGACGUGGGCUCAACCUCAGACUGGUCGACUCUGAAGCAGAACGUAGAGAAGGGUGGCACGAAGCUUGACUUCCUGCAUCUCAAUGCCGGCAUUGGACUGAAAGGCGACUGGAUGGAUGGCUCGUAUUUCCACAAGAUCUUUGAGACGAACUUCUUCGGCGUAAUUAAUGGCAUUAACACUUUCUUCCCGCAUUUCGAAUCGAACAGCUCGUCCCCGAAGGCCAUCAUCGUCACAGGCUCGAAGCAGGGUAUAACCAACCCACCAGGCAAUGCAGCAUACAAUACUUCCAAGUCCGCCAUUAAGACCAUCACCGAGCAUCUUAGCUUCGACCUGGCAAAGUCAAGUCCGUCUACAAGCGUGCAUCUGCUGGUCCCUGGCUGGACAUUCACUGGAUUGACUGGCGGAGGUGGGAUGAAGGAGAAGCCGGCUGGUGCAUGGUCGGCUGAGCAGGUGGCCGACUAUCUUUACAAGAAGAUGAGCGACGGAAAGUUUUAUGUGAUCUGUCCCGACAAUGACGUCGAUUGGGAGACGGACCGGAAGAGGAUGACGUGGACGUGUGCUGAUGAUCCGCAGAUGGGCGAUGUCGUGUACGAGCGCCAGCCGCAGAGCCGAUGGAGAGAUGAGUACAAAGAGGAGGCGCAAAAGACUAUGGACGGGAUGAAGCUGGGUCAGCGGCAGAUGGACUGA
Saxophila tyrrhenica is the source of this 885-nucleotide messenger RNA. RefSeq lists its product as uncharacterized. Gene Ontology annotation, cellular component: intracellular anatomical structure. The record is from RefSeq and is a predicted model, not a curated record. Lineage: Eukaryota; Fungi; Ascomycota; Dothideomycetes; Mycosphaerellales; Extremaceae. Bases 1 to 885 code for a protein of 294 amino acids. The transcript has 2 exons. Gene Ontology annotation, molecular function: oxidoreductase activity, acting on NAD(P)H, oxygen as acceptor.